Aspergillus versicolor CBS 583.65 is the source of this 970-nucleotide messenger RNA. RefSeq lists its product as uncharacterized. Bases 92 to 625 code for a protein of 177 amino acids. The record is from RefSeq and is a predicted model, not a curated record. Lineage: Eukaryota; Fungi; Ascomycota; Eurotiomycetes; Eurotiales; Aspergillaceae. The transcript has a single exon.
AGUUCAAACCGCCAAACGGCAAACGCCGCAAGAAAAAACUACAGCCGCAAAAGAUUUUUUUUUUUUUAAAAAAAAAAAAAAUCAAGACAAAAUGUCCGCGCAAGAUCCUACCCCACUACCGCCCACAACGAUUCUCUCAUCGAAACCUAUCUCCCAGUCAGUCGCACACGACUUCCUGGCCGCAUACUUGGACCGCGCAACCACAGACCCAGCGCUACAACCAAAUGCCGGAAUUAGUGAGCAUGGCCCUGUAUCACGAACAACAGCUGCAGCGCCGAACAUAAUCCUACAUAAUUUGAAGCGCGUGCAGGCCGGGCUUGCGGGGGAGGUGUUGGGUAGGGAUUUGGCAAUCGCGGAAAUGAAGGAGGGUGCGCAGGCUCAAGCUCAGGCACAAAGUGGAAAUGGGGAAGGGUCAUGGGAGGACAAGAAGCAGUUCGAACAGGAACAGGGAGUUGAAGGAAAUGAUGUUAACGUCGGAGGUGAGGAGGCAAUGGAGUUGGAUAAUACAGAGGCUGCAGACGAGGGGAAUGCAGCGGGGACUCUAGAUAAGGAGGAAAGAAAGAAGCUGAAGAAAGAACGGAGGAAAGCUGAGAAGAAAGCGAAACUGAAGGAGGCAGACGAGUAGAACCUUCGUUAUGACGGGUUCGAUUUACUAGACUAGACUUACUGGGUUCAAAAAGCAUGAAGGCGCAUAUUUGGGCAUAGAUUUAGGGCUUCAAGGUUAAUUCAAUCAUUUCCUUAAUUUAUUGGACGGCAUCUUUUAUCUCAUUCAAUUUCUUUUACUGAUAAGGUAACGUUUGAUAUCCAAAUAAGUUUCCUUGUUGCAAAUCUCAACAAGGUGAAACAGAUUCAACGUUUCAUCAAGCUAUCAUCUUAGAGCUCUCGGUCGCUAGCCUUGACAGGCUUCUCAUCAUCUUGGUCCUUGAAGUCCGUGACCUUUCCACCCUCCCAGCCUAGAGCCUUGAGUCUC